AUGAAACAUAAAGAAAAAAAGAAACAUCUGGAAAGUAAGUAUUUCAUCAAAACUGCAAGGAUGUCAAGAGGCCCCUGCAAAGCCCAACAGGAUGCGCCUCAGUCAUUUGUGGAGGCCCCAGGCUGUAGUCAGGCAGCAGGAGAAAAUACAUCCUCCUCUGAAUAUUUCACCUGUGUGUCUUCACCGUACAAGCUUGCCCAUCAUGAGGAGGAUGAACCCGGCAACAUUCAAGGGGAUGUGCCUCAGACUCAGUCAUUCAUGGAGGCCCCAGGCUAUAAUCAGGCAGCAGGAGAAAAUGCAUCCUCCUCUGAAUAUUUCACCUGUGUUUCCUCACCAUCAAAGCUUCCCCGUCUUAAUGAAGAUGGAAUCAAGGAGAGACCUGUACCCAAGGACUUGGUGGAAACAAAGAGUUCCUCUGACUAUACAUAUACCUACAGUUCUUCACCUUCAGCUAGUAAUAAGGAUCCCUUUAUGUCCUCAGUACAUGGGACAGAUCUAAGGCUCAUGAAAAUUUACUAUACGCAUGUACAAAUGAAAAGGGGUGUGGCUGUCUUGUGCCAGACAGAGGAAGGAUGGGAGCCUCCCUCAAAAAAGACCAAAAUAGAAGAAAUGACCUAUAUUGAAGAGGUCCAUAAAAAUGUCCCCCUCUCUCACACGCCUGGGAAGAAUCUCCCAAUUGACCCUGAGCCCAGCGUAGACAGUCGAGCCCAAGAGAUGAGGGAGAAGGCUGACUGUCCCACAAAACCUCCAACUCAGGUGGUGCAUCGCAGGGUCUCAUUGCGGAAGGCCCUGGAGAGCGGGUUCAGGUGCAUGGCUUGCUGCCACGUAUUCCCUACCUUGGAGCUCCUUCAGGAGCAUGUGGAGAACGGCGUCAGGGAGGGCUUCAGCUGCCAUGUGUUUCAUCGCGCCAUGGCUCAUAUGAAAUACAAAAGGCUUAAGAGGAAGAACAAGAAACUUAUGAAAGCAACAUUACGUUGCCAGGAGGAAAAACAUUUUGACACAAAGACCAACUUGAAGAACUAA
Molecule: messenger RNA, 1023 nt
Organism: Myotis daubentonii (Daubenton's bat)
Lineage: Eukaryota; Metazoa; Chordata; Mammalia; Chiroptera; Vespertilionidae
Product: protein FAM170A-like
Exons: 4
Coding region: 1-1023 (340 amino acids)
Source: RefSeq, a predicted model, not a curated record